AGUUAGUCCCACCCUCCUCAGCCUGAGAUAAACAGGAAGUAAAUAAAAACAAAUGCUGCUUUUCUUUUAACAGUUUUUGACUUUCUGGCUGUUAACUAAACUAAAUCAUACUUUUACGAUUGACUUAAAUAAUCUCAGUUGCAAAAGCUGUUACACAUGAACCUGUCAAAUACUACUGCCUAAUUCAGAUGAUAUUGCAUGUGGUUUUACAGUAUGUGUUAUUUCCUCUGGUGAUAUAAAAUAGACAUUGCAUGGAAACUUGUGUUGUGCACCUUCGAACUCUGUGUUUUGUUCCUCUGCCAGAAAGGGGAGUGGUUGACAACUGCUGAAUACCUGGGAUAUUCGUCACCACUGAACAGGCUGAGACAGAGACAGAAAGACAGACGACAGGACUAAAACACAGGAGUGUAUGAACGAGGGAUUUCUGUACUGUUGCUGUAUCAUUCAGAGGAACUAGAAAAAGAACAAAAAAACAAGAAAAGAAGAAAGUUAAUGUAAAGGCUGCUGGGAUAUUCCAACCGUCUCCCUGUCCACAUGUGCCUCUGACCGAAGAAUAAACAAAUGGUUGGGUCUCCACUGUCAUCACUGGUUACUGGGUGGAGUACUGUUAUUAAAUCUGUGGAGCAUAAAAAAAGAAAGUGAAAGAGUAAAGGCAGGGCCAGAGAAAAAGAGAGAGAGAGACAGAGAGAGAGAGACAGAGAGAGAGAGAGAGAGAGAUAAAUAUAACACAAAACUGCAGAGAAAGACUGACUGGAAAGGAAGUAUUUAAAGCACAGAGACAAAGACACUGAAUCAAGGUUUGCCAUGUUUCAGAAGUAAUUGCUGCAACCAGAGAUGAAUGGAGCUGCACUUCUCCCAGUGAUUCAGGCAGGGGAUGGGAGGACUCUGUCCAGAGCAGAGUUUCUGUCACUGAUAAACACCUACAACUGUUUCCUGAAGGACCAGACUCAGCUGCACCUCAGUUACUCUCAGGACAACAAUGGAGAGGUGACAGUGGAAGGCUUCCUCAACAUCUCCUGGGGAGUCCAAAGGCCCAUCCGGCUGAAAAUACAAGAUGACAAACAGAUUCUGCCCUUCAUUCCUCUGGUCUCGUCCAACGCCAGCAGUCCAGUCAGCCCGCUCGGAAGCAAGAGAGGUAUGACACGAUGGGGAGAAUAUGCUGACCUUCACCAGAUUGAUGAAGAAGCAGUGGUGAAUGAUCCUUUACCAGUUCCCUAUGAAACGUCCACACUGCGUCCAAUAAAGCAGAGGAGCUUAGAGCUGGAGGCCGAGUCCAACCUGUUUCGCUGCAUGAGCGAUGCCUCAUUGGUGAAGAGGAGGAGGGGGAAGUCGACAUCACAAAAAGAGAAAGAAAGACAACAUCGUUUCUCUAUCAAUGGACAUUUCUAUAACUAUAAGACGGCCAUUUUCACUCCAUCAUAUGGUACUCCGACCAAAGUCCGGAUCACAAGCACAAUGACCACCAAUGAAGUCAUUGAGCAGUUACUCCAUAAGUUCAAAAUAGAGAAUGAUCCUCAGGAGUUUGCUCUGUACUGUGUCCACCAGAGUGGAGAAAAGAGAAAGCUGAGUAACACCGACCAGCCCUUAUGGGAGCGUAUACUGCAGGGACCCUCUGAUGAUAUUAUGAAGAUCUUUCUGAUGGACAGGGAGGAAGAGGAAGUGAGCAAUGAUGUAGCCCAGUACCUGAACUUGGAGCUUCCCAUUCUGGAACAGGUUCUACUGAAACUCAAAGAAGAGGAGAGCAGAGAGAUACAGAGAGUCAUUAGCAAGUACCACCACCAACACAGAGUCCUGUCCCAUAUCCUGAGCUGCAAAAUGUCACCUCAUAUUGAGACCAGCGUCUGAUGAUGCUCUGACAGACUUAAGGACAAUGAGCAGAACGUGUGGACGACUGAAGGUCAAGAAAAAAAAGGAAAUGUGAAGACAGCCAUAUCACAAUACAAUAUCUUUAUGACAAAAUACAUUGUCCUAAAUUUAAAUCCUUGAAAAGAAGCACUUGUUCAAAGAUUUGAGAUGUUCCUCUGAUGGAAUACAUGCAUCUUCUUGGACAUGAGGCUCUUCUCAUUUUCCUAUUUUGUGGCUCCUUGACUAAAGCAUAAAUCGAUUGAGUUAAACCAUCUUUAACUCUCAAAGACCUAGAUAGCCAUUGUGACCAAAAGCAUCUACUGAUAUAAAAUGUAUAAUAACAUCUGAACAACUAAUCCAGCAUUUGCUAAUACCCCCGUUUAUUCUGCAGCUCUCUCCUCUUGGUCCAAAUCAAAAAGACUAAAUAUCAGUGAUCUGAUGUUAUUUCAUGCAGUUAUGGAAAAAUGAAGCCGCUUGUUGAAGCUUCAAUGAAAUACGGCAUAAUCUGAUUAUGCAAAGAUUGCUAAUUACAGCUGUUAAUCAUGUACUUAACCCCUCCCAUCUGCCUGAAGAAAUCUAGGAUUGGCCUAAACUGGGGCAUCAUGGGGUAGAUUUUCUACAGCCUGAAACCACAGACAAGGAAUAAAUGCUGCUCAGACCACUUGAAUUACAAUAUACAAAAGGAUAAUUGGUGAAUUGUUGACCAAUGACACUAAAAAAGUAAAGUAUUUCAGCUUUAAGGAUUCUGCUUUUAGCUUCAAGUUGCUUUGCAGACCUGUGACAUGUAAAAGUUGCAUUACACACAUCUGGAUUGUACAAACUACAGCAGAAACAGGAAUGAAAUGUUGAAGUGCACAAUCAAAACUUCCCCACAUCGCCUACAGAUGUAUUUUCAAUGCUGUGAAAUAGAUUAAAACAGAUGGUGCUGCUGUUCCUCACAUCAUGUUUAUUUAGAAUGACAUCUUGGUUGGAAGGGAGGAGAUGAGUCAAGAAGGUACAAAUUGGAAAAUGAGAAGGGACGAUGGUGGUACAUUUUUCGGAGAAGUUGCAGAUGUAUAAUAACUCCAGCAGAUGGCGUCAUUUUGGCUCUCGAUAUGUAUCACAGGCCAACAUUAGACAUAAUGUACAAUUUUGAUGCCAUCUGCUGGAGUUAUUUACCAAUUUUGUCAGUUUUGUUCUUUUUGUCUGCUUAUGGAUUUUCUCAUAGGGGCUAAUGGAUCCUUUGUUAACUAAAAAAAAACUAGAUUAGAUAUUAUGUAAGAAAAAAAAAUGUAAAUAACUGUAAAUCACAACAUGAGAAAAUAUUAAAAACUCUAUGUAAAGCUC
Sphaeramia orbicularis (orbiculate cardinalfish) is the source of this 3171-nucleotide messenger RNA. RefSeq names its product Ras association domain family member 6 (gene rassf6). The transcript is spliced from 11 exons. The record is from RefSeq and is a predicted model, not a curated record. Lineage: Eukaryota; Metazoa; Chordata; Actinopteri; Kurtiformes; Apogonidae. Gene Ontology annotation, biological process: signal transduction. Bases 835 to 1845 code for a protein of 336 amino acids.